CAACACUCGAUUUGUUAUCUGAAGUCUUUGAACAUAAGUCCUUCACUAUCUUAUUUCCAAUCAAUCAAUCUUCCUUUUUUUCAAUGCCCAAUCUGCUCUCAAAGCAAAAGCAAGUCCCGUCCAGCAAUCAAUUGCCCCACUCAAGCUUCCAUCAAUAAUCACCAUCCUCUAAAAUGUCAACCGAUCCGAAGUUCGACUCCCUGCACAAGCAGCUCUUCGAAGAAGGCCUCAAGAUGCGUCGCAGCGUCGUAGGAGACGAAUACGUUGACCGUGCCCUUGCCAACGGCUCCACGGAAUUCUCAAUCGAAGGCCAAAAGCUCGUCACAGAAUGGUGUUGGGGCUAUGCCUGGACAAGACCUGGACUCGAGAAGAAGCAGCGCAGUCUCCUCAACAUUGGAAUGCUGAUGGCGCUGAAUCGGGCUCCGGAAUUGGCGGUGCAUAUUAGAGGGGCGAGGAAUAACGGAUUGACGGAGUUGGAGAUUAGAGAGGCGAUUUUGCAUUGUACGACGUAUUGUGGUGUUCCCGCUGGGGUGGAUGCGAUGAAGGUUGCGGAGAAGGUAUUGAAUGAGAUGGCCGAGAAGGGGGAGAAGGAGAGGGAACUAGGAGGGAAAGUUGCACUGUCUUGAGGGAUGGAUGAGGUUGCAUGAUAAAUGAACUUUGAAAGAGAGUUUGGUAAUAGGCAGCUAAGACGUUGAAUAUCAGUUCUAAUAGAUAUGAACAUAGACAAGUUUGGGCCAAAAUCCGACAGAAUGAUGGAAUCUGAGAGACACCAAGUUGUUCAGGUCAACAUCCAAGAGUAUGCAUCUGGUGGUAAAUUGAAUGAGUUCAUAUGCUCACUGUUCAUAUCACUUCCUAGUAGAUCAGCGCAAUAUAAUCUGAUCUUGUUGAGAUAUAUGAAAGUAACGAACCUGGC
Molecule: messenger RNA, 913 nt
Organism: Cadophora gregata
Lineage: Eukaryota; Fungi; Ascomycota; Leotiomycetes; Helotiales; Ploettnerulaceae
Exons: 1
Coding region: 174-626 (150 amino acids)
Molecular function (GO): peroxiredoxin activity
Source: RefSeq, a predicted model, not a curated record